GUGCUGCUAACAGACCUCUGCAUCCACUCGUUUUACCACGUGAGUCUGUGACGCUGAUGACCUGUCAGGACUCAGCGCAUGCGCGUUGAAACGAUGGGAAUUUCCAACAGCUGAGGAGGCGUAGCUAGCCACGGCUAGCACUUGUUAAAGCAGGAAGAUAAGCUUUGAAGAAUGUGUGAUUAUGAAUAUAUCUUCACAAUGAAUGACCUUGAACUUUGCACAUGCUGAUACCGAGGAGUGGAAUAAAUACUACUACACAUCAACGGAGCGUUAAGCAAAAGCUUCUCCCGACCUCAUCUUGAGCGACACAGGCCUGUUUGUCCGGAAACAAGUCAGGCUUUGAGCCAGUCUCAGAGAUGCCUGUAAGAAGGCAUCCCUACAGGCUACAGCCUAGCUACGCCAACUGAAAACCACAGGCAGCUGCAUCUGUUGUAGAGAUCAUGAGCUUCUGAUUGGCCACAAAGUCUGAUUCCUCGUCCACAUCUCCAAGACGUUAUUAAAUGUUAAGUGUGUGCCAGUGUGUACAGUGAGUAAUGGUGACCAAAAAUGGUGCUUGGAUGUAGCAUCCUGGUGCAGAAUAUGCUCAAAGGGGUGAGACUCUCUCAGAAAAGUUUAACAACUGACUGAUAAUGGAUGCCAAGUUAAAAGAGGACCUGUUCCGGAGGUAUGUGACGGCACUAGAGAGGCGCCUGGAGGAGGUCGGGCAAUACACAGUGGCUGGAAAUGCACCACACGGAGAGAAGAGCAGACACAAGGACAGUGAGGCCCUACUUUCAACAGCCACAGCUCUGCUAGGAGCCUACCAGCCAGACCCAGGACAGCGUUUCCGCAUGGUGCGCUUCUAUGAAGUGGUGGAGACCUCACUUCGUUGUCAGAGAGGGGGCAACCUCAAGAACCUAGAGAGAGCCUUCCACACCCUGGAGACCAUCUGCACCAACCUCUUGCUCUUCCCUUGGAAAAAGGAGUUCAGGUGUAUAAAGACCUUCACCGGCCCAUAUGUGUACCACCUGCAGUCUGCGAUUUCUGAUGCUGAACUCCGGUCUCUAAUGCGCACUAUUGGCUAUGCCUGUGACCACGAUUCGCAGUUCCAUUUACAGGAGCACCCAGGAGACGUAAAUCAUCUACGCCAGUUAGCGUUUGAGCUCUUCCUGGCCCAGGCAGAGUGUCGUCUUCUGGGAGAGGUUGUGGCUCUGGCACGAGGUUCAGCCUCAGAGUUGGAGGCCCUGGAACUCCGCAGAGGUUGCAGAGAUGAUGCCGCUGGCUGCGCUGAGGCGCUCCGCAGACGGGACAGCCUUGGGGCGGAUAUGGCUCGGCUGACUGUCCGACCGCUGGAUAUAGAGAGGCCCCAUGCCCACCACCUGAGGCGAGGUAGCCGGCCGUCGAAGUCUGUGGAUGUUACAGACGGGGCUGGUCACUGGCACCCAGCAGUCAGUAAGCCGGUCUUGAAGGCGUCGCUGAGCCUGAGGAAGGAGCCUCUUUUUGUAGAUGCAGAGGAGGAUAUGAAGGAUGAAAUCAUCAGGCCCAGCACUUCAGCGUCUCUCUUCUCUGUGGCAGCUCCAUCUUCCUACAGCCCUGUUGCAGAUUUUUUCCCCAUUCAGUCGCCCCCUCCAGCUGAUGCUUACACAUCUUACCACCUGUCUUCUUUGGAUGAGAUUGACUUGUACACAGAGAGAGGUGUUGCUGGGACAGGAGGAAGGCAGACCCCCUCUCGACCUCCAUCCAGAGAGCCUCGGGAUGCCAGGGAUGGGUGGCUGCUUAAAGCUCAUGGUAGUGUGAAGUGUCAGGGUUGUGGACUGGGCUGCUCCACAAUGGCGUCUUGUCAGCGGUGUGACAUGAUCCUUUGUUCUGCCUGUCAUGAUGUGGAUCCCUCACCAUGCUGCGGCUUCCAGGACUACCACCCUAAAUCUCAACGUCUCCUUGAUGGAUACAUCCCUGUCAAAGAAAAGCUCUCGGUCUACUCUAAUACUCACUCUCACCCCCAUCUCCACCCACACCCCCUGACGCUGACUCAUUCACACUCUCAUCCCCAUCCUCACCCCCAGAUGGUGGAGAAACCCCUCAUGUCCAACAAGCUGUUUCCCAGCAAGUCGAUUGCCUUGACCACGCCAAAGGGAGGCAGCAGUGAGCGAUUAAAUAUGGGCGGCUCAAGAUGCGGGUUUUGCAACAAGCCAGGUGCAACACACACCUGUGUGAAUUGCUCCAAAGUGUCAUGUGACUCAUGCAUGGGCUUGUACGUAAAGGAUAUGUGCACACGGAAGAAUCCUCAGCACAGCUUUGUGCCCAACCAUCAGCUCAACUUCAAAUCUGGCACCAUAUCUCACUUAGUGUACCGAUAAGUCAGGCAGGCAAAAUAUAUUGGUUUCUCUCCUUUUAUGGGGCGUUGCACAUAUGGAUACAAAGCUGUUGCAUUUCUGGCCUCAUCACUCAGUAGAUCUUGCAGUGUUUUGUGUUUGAGAACUUAAUUUACAUACUCUGGUCUGAAUAGACUAAGCGACACACAAGUAACAUCUGUAGUUUGUUUCCACUUAGCUUUCUUCUUUAUGUCCCUGUAACUUGACUGUAACUAAAAUUACGUGAUAGUGAAUUUGAAAGAUGCUUUUGCACCGUUAUGAAUACGUUUUCUUUGUGUCUUUGAGUGCUGUAGUAAACACUCACGCAUUUUGGUUUACACUGGAUCACGCUGCUUGCUGUGAUCCGUUGGCUGCAAAUUCAGGUCUCAUUCACAAUGACUAACAGCUGUUAGUCUGCCCAGCUCUUUGUAUCUGUAUGUGUGAACAUCCCAUUGACCCACAGCGUAGACUUGCACUAUUGCUUUAGCUCUAAUCCUGCUUUAAUUACUCAGUCACUAUAUCUCCUUUAGCCGACAGUUAGUUCCCUUCCCUUGAACCUUGUACAUUUUCUCUUAUGGUCACACCAGUGGGCCCUGAAAUUCAUAUGCCACAGAGAACCAUGUUGUCAGUUCUCUGUCUUGUACAAGUUCAGACCUAUUUCUUCUUCCUUUUUACCUGCUACCUGCUCUUGAGUAGUCGUGAUGUUGUAGUUCUUCCCAAAUUCCUAAAAUUUUGUCCUCCUUAAAAGGGAAACAGGAGAAUAGAGAAUUUAAUUCCCAUUCACCUUGAAUGAAAUCUGUCCGAACAAACAUAUAUAUAUAUACUUUGCCUAACUCGUCAGCUAAAAUUUCCUAUAGUAUAAAUAUCUAUAUAAAU
Messenger RNA from Betta splendens (Siamese fighting fish), 3206 nucleotides. It is a transcript of the gene spata2, whose product is annotated as spermatogenesis associated 2. Gene Ontology annotation, biological process: protein linear deubiquitination; regulation of tumor necrosis factor-mediated signaling pathway; protein K63-linked deubiquitination. Gene Ontology annotation, cellular component: cytoplasm. The transcript has 3 exons. The record is from RefSeq and is a predicted model, not a curated record. The coding region runs from base 630 to 2336 and encodes 568 amino acids. Lineage: Eukaryota; Metazoa; Chordata; Actinopteri; Anabantiformes; Osphronemidae.